This is a messenger RNA of Lindgomyces ingoldianus, 354 nucleotides long. RefSeq lists its product as uncharacterized. The record is from RefSeq and is a predicted model, not a curated record. The transcript has 2 exons. Lineage: Eukaryota; Fungi; Ascomycota; Dothideomycetes; Pleosporales; Lindgomycetaceae. Gene Ontology annotation, molecular function: oxidoreductase activity, acting on the aldehyde or oxo group of donors, NAD or NADP as acceptor. The coding region runs from base 1 to 354 and encodes 117 amino acids.
AUGAGCUGUGGUCGAACCUGCUACACUGGAGCUCGCAUUUACGUUCCCGAAGAUAUCCUUCAAGUCGGCGACAAGUCCGGUCGGAACGUUGAUCAAGGUCCGCAGAAUAGCAAGAUGCGGUAUAACAUCGAAUCUGGAAAAGAAGACGGUGCAACGGUACGCUUGAGUAGAAAGGCUUCAAAAACUGGGAAUGAUUCAGCAUACUACAUCGAACCCAACAUAUUCACGAACAAGAGGCCUGGGCUAAAGACAAGUCCACAAAUUUUACGCUCCGGGAAUCUUGGGCCCAUAAUGCAGGAUUUAAAGAGUCGAUUCUCCGCCCUACGCUCCAAAGAUGGCAUCGCAAAUGCUUGA